Messenger RNA from Penicillium canariense, 1719 nucleotides. Its product is annotated as zinc-coordinating transcription factor SFP1. Lineage: Eukaryota; Fungi; Ascomycota; Eurotiomycetes; Eurotiales; Aspergillaceae. Gene Ontology annotation, cellular component: nucleus. The record is from RefSeq and is a predicted model, not a curated record. Bases 1 to 1719 code for a protein of 572 amino acids. The transcript has 3 exons.
AUGACAGGCGCCGCUCCCAUUGACAUUGCCACCCGACAGUCGACCUCCGUCUCACCACCGGGGCAACAGGCAUCAAAUCUCACCUCCGCUCUGCAGAAGGCCGGCACAGGUGAACGAACAGGUAGUAUAUCGUAUCAUCCUAGCGGCGGGCUCGGGGUAUUCAAGGCCCCGCCACCUCGCAAGGAUUCCAUCGGCGCCGCCACAACACAAUGGGGGAACGGGACGAAGCCUAUCUCGAUGUCCGGGUCUGCCCGCGACAAGGGCCGGCGGGAAUCUCUCGCAGGAAGCUUGGUCGGUGGCAUGAGCUGGGGUGGUGUGUCUGUCGGAAGUUGGAUACGUGACGAUAUCAUCAUGACCGGCACCUCUCCAUUUACCUUCCAGUCGCCUUCUUUCCACUCCUCCUCAUAUCUGCCGAAGCUGGAGGCCAACUUCAUGCGGGACUUUUCGUGCUGCGGUGUGACGUUACCGACGCUCCAUGACCUAUUACAACACUACGAGGAAGCCCAUGCGACCAAAUCGCCCAACCAAGGACAUCGCCCGAGCCAAGGUGAAAACCGGGCUGCCAUGGCAGCCGCGGCGAUCGCACAGCAGCAGAACCAGCAACAUGGCAACCAAGGGCGCAGCCUGCAGCCCGACCGCAGCCUGGAUAUGCAGCGCAAAAUGGGCCAACCCCCUUCCGUAUUACAGCAUGCGGAUCUAGACACGAUCGAUGACAUGGAGUUGGACGACCCUAUGGGGGACGGGGAUGCCACGACCGCGCAGCUCUUCUCCCCUCAGCUACGCGACGGUGGCCAAGGCGGAUUUGGCAACUCCAACCAGGGCCCACAAUUAAACCUGGGCAUGCUUCCUAGCCAUCAAGGCUUCAACACACCCUCUCAACCCGGUACCCCGAUCGGAUCUGGACGCCCACUCUCCCUGUCGAACAAUCCCACCGUAUCCUCCGUCAACACCCCGACUCUCAUGGCCAACCCGCUGCAAAACUCUCAGUUCCGAAAUACCCCCGAUUCGUCCGGACCCGGAACGCCCUCUGAAAUUGACGACAGCGUGGUAGGCGGGUUUGGUGAUCUCACUAUGCAGCAGAAUGCCAUGGGCCAGAACCAGGCUCAGUACGGACGCUUCCCUGGCAACAACGAUAUGGUUGAUUUGUGCAUCGAUGAACCGGCCAAGCGGCUGUUCAGCCCGAGUGGUGGUAUGGGCACUCCCAAUGCCCACUUCAAGCUCAGCGGAGCCCAGUAUGGGCCCAACAGUGAUAUUGCACGGCGAAUCCGUGAACAGCAGCUUCUGGCUGGUGUUCCUGACACCACUUCGAUUCUUCCUAAUGAAGAGCCUAAGCCCUUCCGCUGCCCUGUCAUAGGCUGUGAGAAGGCCUAUAAGAACCAAAACGGUCUCAAAUAUCACAAGGCUCAUGGCCACAAUAACCAACAACUUCAUGACAAUGCCGAUGGUACCUUUUCCAUCGUCAACCCGGAAACGUCAACCCCCUACCCUGGUACCCUGGGCAUGGAGAAAGAGAAGCCGUAUCGCUGCGAAGUGUGCGGCAAGCGCUAUAAGAACCUCAACGGGCUUAAAUACCACAAAUCACACUCGCCACCUUGCAACCCGGAUUUCCAGCUCGCAGCUGGCCGCAACCUGAACCUCGGGGGCGGCGUUAUGCAGGGACAGAACAUCAACGUUGCUGGAGCUGGUCUCCCCGGAAUCGGCGAGGAGGGUCUCUUGUGA